This is a messenger RNA of Fundulus heteroclitus (mummichog), 1881 nucleotides long. RefSeq names its product BMP and activin membrane-bound inhibitor (Xenopus laevis) homolog a (gene bambia). The coding region runs from base 495 to 1271 and encodes 258 amino acids. Gene Ontology annotation, biological process: positive regulation of canonical Wnt signaling pathway; transforming growth factor beta receptor signaling pathway; negative regulation of transforming growth factor beta receptor signaling pathway. Gene Ontology annotation, molecular function: frizzled binding. The record is from RefSeq and is a predicted model, not a curated record. The transcript is spliced from 3 exons. NCBI's taxonomy places the organism in Eukaryota, Metazoa, Chordata, Actinopteri, Cyprinodontiformes, Fundulidae.
GUUAAAUCUCCGCGGUGUGCCAGUCGGAGUGUGCAGCCCUGCGGACCGAGCCGUCUGAAGUUUCUCCGUCCAGGAAUACAAACGCGAUGCUUCGCUUCGACCGGCCGCUCAGAGAGGAACGGGAGAACCGGCGGUGACAGCUUCACCUCCACGUCACCCUUUUUUCCCCCCUAAGGAGUAUAUUUGUCUGUCUUAUUUAUUUUUGCUAAGCCUUGGAGAAGAAGACUUUUUAUUUUUUUAGCGUACUCCGGUAAUGUCGGACCGCUGUGACAAACCAACCCGCUAACGUUUCGGCAGAGGAAGCCUUUUUCCCCCCACCCUACCUGGUGUUGUCAGGUCGGAGCGCAGAAUGGCUCGUCUUCCGCCCUAACUCCAUGUAAACAGUUGCUACUUUUUUUUGUUGCUGCUGUUUUUUUUCCCUUCUUCUUCUUCUAUUGCGUGUGGCUGUCUGCUGCUGGAUAGAAGCCCGGCCGCAGCGCAGGAACUCGGCGUAAAUGGAGCGCCAGUCCAGUUUCGUUUCCAUCUGGCUCCAACUGGAACUGUGCGCCAUGGCGGUUCUUCUGACCAAAGGUGAGAUCAGGUGCUACUGCGACGCGCCGCACUGCGUUGCCACCGGAUACAUGUGCAAGUCCGAGCUGAACGCCUGCUUCACCAGGGUGCUGGACCCGCUCAGCGCAAACUCCCCCCUCACCCACGGGUGCUUGGAGUCGGGCUCGGGCGCGGCGGCGGCGGACGCGUGCGGCCAGAGGGCGGCGGACCCCCUCGGCGGCGGGGCCCUGAUGCUGGAGUGCUGCCAUGACGACAUGUGCAACUACAGGGGCCUGCACGACCUGGCGCACACCAGGGACUCCACAGACGGCCGGUACCAGGCCGACGGCAGCAACAGGAACCUGGUGACGCGGGUGCAGGAGCUGGCCUCGGCCAAGGAGGUGUGGUUCCGGGCGGCGGUGAUCGCCGUGCCCAUCGCCGGCGGCCUCAUCCUGGUGCUGCUCAUCAUGCUGGCGCUGCGGAUGCUGCGCAGCGAGAACAAGCGGCUGCAGGACCAGCGGCAGCAGAUGCUGUCGCGGCUCCACUACAGCUUCCACGGCCACCACACCAAGAAGGGCCACGUGGCCAAGCUGGACCUGGAGUGCAUGGUGCCGGUGGCGGGCCACGAGAACUGCUGCCUGACCUGCGACAAGAUGAGGCAGGCCGACCCGGGCAGCGACAAGCUGCUGUCCCUGGUGCACUGGGGGAUGUACAGCGGCCACGGCAAGCUGGAGUUUGUGUGAGGGAGAGUCUGCGCCGCUGUAUGGUGGCCUUCAAAGGACAUUCCCCUGGUUCUCGGGCAUCCGUCUUCUUCCAGGUCGCGGUCAGAACGAUGCAGGACUGAUCUCAUGCCACGUGUCUUUUUUUUUUUUUUUUUUGUUUUGCUAGAGGAGCACUUUACUUGAAAAGGCAGAGCUGCGUUUAAACCUGAGAGGGCGGGGCCGAGCCGCCGCCGCCGCUCCCUGAGGAUCCGGGACUUUCUACACUGAACGCUGAAGGAUUCCAAAAGUUGUCUUAUUUGCACAUUUUGUUUUAAAGGAAACGAGUGGAGAGCAGAUUUUUACACUGACGCCAGGGUAGAGAAAGGGACCGUCUGAGGAGGAGAGGACUCUGACUGUGUGUGUGUGUGUGUGUGUGUGUGUGUGUGUGUGUGUGUGUGUGGACGGGCCUCCGGACGGUUCCUCCAUUCAAGCUUAUUGUAAAGAUUUGAACAUAUCUAUAUAUUUUUGUCUGAGAAAAGCCGACCUGUGUGUGUGUGUGUGUGUCCUCUUCCGCGUGAAUGUUCAACUCCUUUCUGUGAUCAGACUAAAAGCUUGAUUGUGUGUGUUUGUGUGAAAGAACUUCAAUUAAAGU